AUGUCUUUCGUUGACUCGCCUACCGAGGCCGACACAGGUCGCGAGAAAGACGGAAGAGCGGUUACGGAUGACGUGGUGCUGACGUGUACCACGUUCAACAUGCUCGCGCCUAUAUUCAAGCGUAUCAACAGAGAGGGCCAGAGAGAGAGCGAAUUUCGCGAACUGUGGCUUCCGCGAAGCGAGCGAAUUCUGGAUACCAUAGUGGCGACGGGUUCAUCGAUCGUGUGCCUGCAGGAGUGCUGGCUGUCGCACCCCGAGUGGGUUCGCCUCUUUGACUCCUCGUUGGGUGCUGCUGGUUACCGCACGCUCAAACUGCCCAGGACCAACAACCGGGGCGAUGGUUUGAUGAUAGCCGUGAAGCAGGACCAGUGGCACGUGGUGGACUCCCAGCAGCUGCUGUUCCACGACUGUGGGGACCGCGUUGCUCAGAUCGUGUACAAGCUGCUAGAGCGAGUGGAGCAGUGCCGGACAGAGCAGGCUGGCAGACCUGCACCUGUCAUCCUGUGCGGCGAUCUGAAUGGCACCAAGGAGGGCAACGUGUACAAGCUGCUGCGCUCGCAGGGCUUCCUCUCCUCCUAUGACACGGCGCACCACCUCAAUGACGUGGAUGAAACGUGGGUGAGCCAUCGCAGCCACAGGGGCGACGUCUGCGGGGUGGACUAUGUGUGGAUGCUCAACGCCCGCACGCCCAUGACAAGUCCUGUGCUGAACUGGCGAAAGGCAGUGUUUGGGCUGAUUAAGUCGAAGCUGCUAGCAGCAGGCAUCACAGAUGCGCGGCACGCGUUUCAGUUCUUUGCGACAGCAGGCGACACGUCCCCGUUUGAGCACACCGUGUGUUUCACCACCGACCCGAACGCCACCGACGCUGCUGACGUCAGCAUGGAUUUUGGGCGGCAGCACAAUGACGACCCAGCGACCGAAGAGGAGGAGGAGGAGGUGGAGGAGGAGGAUGAGGAUGAGGAGGCGUGGAGGUAUUACGACAGUGAUGAGGAGGGCAUGGAGAGGCAGGAGUGCUGCAUCACUGCUUUCACCAUUGAAGACUUUCAACUGGCCGUGGCUCAGCUGGGUCUGACGGGUGACAACUCAAUCGGAUUAACAGAAGUUGAAGUUGCGGAGCUGAUGCAAGGCGCGGACACGGAUGGGGAUGGGUGGGUGGAUUUCAACGAGUUCCAGGACAUGUUUCAGCAGCCCACGUGGGACUCGCGGGAGACGGCUGGGGCUGCAGGUGCAGGGGAGUUCACUGGUGUUCUGGCAGGUGAUAGACAAGGGGCUGAGGGUGUGGAGGAGUGCGAGAUAGAGGGGAGUAAUGGAGGGCUGAGUCUCGCGGUGUUGAAGGCAUCGCUGUUCCCGCCUGAGAUGGAGGAGGGGAGGUGGCCGGAGGAUUAUACGUUGUCAGAUCAUGCGGUGCUGACUGUUAUACCCAGUAGCAGCACCUUAAACACGCGCAUGGCGGGCGCUGGCGGAAGCGGAGCGGGCGGGCGCGGGGGUUCCGCGCGCGGGGGGGGCGCGAUGGCGCAGGAGCUGCUGCUGUACUUGUGCAGCGCGGGCAUCAGCGCGCUCGUGCUAAUCUUUACGAUUCGCCAGCUCGACCCCAACCGCGCACAGUCCAAGCAAGCCAAGCAGCGGAAAAGGGAGAUUGCGAAGCGGCUGGGUCGCCCGUAUAUUGAGACCAACGCUUAUGAGGAUGUGAUAGCAAACGACGUGAUCAACCCACAGGACAUCCACGUCACCUUUGACUCCGUAGGCGGUCUGCAGCAUGUGAAGGAGUCACUUCAUGACCUGGUCAUCCUGCCUCUGCAGCGACCGGAGCUCUUUGCACAGGGGAGAUUGCUGCGUCCACUAAAGGGUGUGCUGCUGUUCGGCCCACCAGGCACGGGCAAGACGCUUCUGGCAAAGGCGAUUGCCAAGGAGUGCAGAGCGGUGUUCAUCAACGUCAGAAUCGCCAACCUUAUGAGCAAAUGGUUCGGGGAUGCUCAGAAGCUAGUCACAGCGGUGUUCACGCUAGCCCACAAGCUGCAGCCGGCCAUAAUCUUCAUAGACGAGGUGGAGUCCUUUCUGGGCCAGAGGAGGAACACGGAGCACGAGGCGGUGACCAGCAUGAAGACGGAAUUCAUGUCGCUGUGGGACGGAUUCAGCACUGAUGAUACAGCUAGAGUGAUGGUACUAGCAGCCACCAAUCGCCCCUGGGAGCUGGACGAGGCCAUUCUCAGGCGCCUGCCCCGCCAUUUCGAGAUCCCGCUUCCCGACCUGGCCGGCCGCACCAGCAUUUUGGAAGUGAUACUGCGGGACGAGGACGUGGAUGAGGACUUGGAUCUGCAGGAAAUCGCAUCCCUCUGUGCUGGUUACAGCGGGUCGGACCUCACAGAGCUGUGCAAGCAGGCGGCUUACCUGCCUCUGCACGACUUCUUGGAGGAUGAGAGGAGAGCGCUGCGGGGGGAGGGGAAGGAGCCAACCUCCCAGCGCCCCCUCGCGCGGGCAGACUUCCUGCGCGUCCUCAGCGAGUCUCGCCCGUCCCGAGACGCUGCGUUUGACUAUCUGCGCAAGCGCAGUAACAGCAGCGCCAGCCUGACGCCCUUGGGAGAGGACCCUUCUGCUGCUCCGCAAGCGGGGCAGCAGGCGGAUUUGAUCCAGCUGCUGUUUCAGGCGGCGGUGGCGUCGGCUCUGCAGCCACAAGCGAUGCAACCACAAGUGUUCCAACCGCAGUCCAUGCAAGCACAGGGAGGGGAGAAGCAAAGCGUGCAGCAGCAAGGGGUGCCCCAGCAGGCCUUGCAACCGCGUGAAGGGGAGUUGGUCUCCGAAAACAGUGCUCCUAUUGCUGGUGCUCCUGCCGGUGCUGCUGGUGGUGCUAAUGGUGCUGGUGCCACUCCUGCUGAUGAUGCUAUUGGUGCUGGUGGAACGGGCAAUAGUUAUGCUUCGGGUGGUGAUAGAGGUAGGUAG
Molecule: messenger RNA, 2937 nt
Organism: Closterium sp. Yama58-4
Lineage: Eukaryota; Viridiplantae; Streptophyta; Zygnematophyceae; Desmidiales; Closteriaceae
Source: the annotation of a GenBank genome assembly